AUGAGCCCUGCUGCCCCGGCCAUGGCUACGCUGCACUGGGGAUACGACGAGCACAACGGGCCCUCUCAUUGGAAGGAGGUUUUCCCUGUUGCUAAUGGAGACCGUCAGUCCCCCAUUGACAUCAAAACCACAGAAGCCAAAUAUGACCCCUCUUUACGCCCUAUUAGUCCCAACUAUGAUCCAACUUCUGCUAAAGUCAUUCUCAACAAUGGACAUUCCACUAGUGUGGAAUUUGAUGAUGCAGAAAACAAAUCAGUGCUGAUAGGGGGACCACUUGCAGGAACCUACAGGCUGCGACAAAUUCACUUUCAUUGGGGCUCCAGUGAUGAUGCUGGUUCUGAGCAUGCAGUGGAUGGAAUGAAGUAUGCAGCAGAGUUGCAUGUGGUUCAUUGGAAUGCAGACAGAUAUUCCAGCUUUGUUGAGGCUGCUCGUCAGCCAGAUGGAUUGGCUGUCAUGGCUGUAUUUUUAAAGAUUGGCGAAUGUAAUCCUCAGCUAAAGAAAAUUACAGACCGCUUGGAUGCCAUCAGGGCCAAGGGUAAACGAGCCUUGUUCACAAACUUUGACCCUUCCUGUCUGCUUCCCCGCUCUCUGGACUACUGGACAUAUUUUGGCUCUCUUACUGUUCCACCCCUUCUUGAAAGUGUUGUCUGGAUAGUUCUCAGAGAGCCAAUCAGUGUUUGCUCUGAACAGCUAGCCAAAUUCCGCAGCCUUCUGUGUACUGGUGAGGGUGAGACAGCCUGCUACUUGCUGAGAAACUACCGGCCACCACAGCCUUUAAAGGGACGGGAAGUCAGAAGGAAUUAAAGGAGUAAAGCAAGAAUCUGCCACUGCUGAGACCAUUUAGGAAGCUGAAUUGAUUUUAAUAAUAUGCUUUUUAUGAGUUGUUAGAAUGAAUAGGUACCACUUAUUUAUAAUACUAUAUAGGUACUAUUAUAGUUACAAUGCAGUCAUUUUUGACAAAGCAAAGAUAUCCUGACUUGUAGCAGUUAUGCCAAUUUUACCUGGUUUGAAUGGGUUCAGCCCCUUUUGGUAUGCGUGUGUUGUGGCAUUGGAGCAGAGCUUACAGAACAACUUCCUUGCAGUCUGUGCAGGUGAAUACAAUCAUGAGCACUGAAUGUGAUUCUUCCAGGUUCUGAGUAACCCCUUCAAGACACUGAAUGUGGUUAAGCCUAUGACGACAAUGGGAGUUGAGAGUGUUUAUUCCUUUGCAAAAUUAAGUUCGGAUUUUAAAAUGUUUGGGGGGGGGCGGGGGAGGAGGGUUCCACACAUUGCAUCUUUUUAUUGCAUCUAGAUUGGCCCCUUUUUUUUGUUCCCAAGAAAAGAAUAAUUUAUCAAAGCUGGUAGGAUUUCAUUCCUGACCAUAAGCAAAGUGAGUGAUUGUAUAACCUUGGAGUACUGUGAUAGAUUCGCUAAAAUGUGAUAACUGCCAUUUAACACCAAAAGGUAGUCCCACAGUGCCCAUAUAUUAGAAGGUUCAUAUUUACCUGUGAAUCACCUUGAUCUUUAAUUAUUUGAAUGCAGUUUUCUUUAAAGUAAUUUUUUCUUUGGUUUUUAAUAGGAUAGUUUAAGGAUAUAAGUACCACCAGAAUUACCCUUCUCUUCCUACAAGGAAGAGGGAUGGAGAUCUCAGAAGCUACCUCCUACCAGUCUUGUUUCCCCCAGUUCCAUAUUGAAGCUUAUCUGCUAGGUGUCCACAGGUUUGGCAUCCUCUAUGGGUUUUAAAGAGAGCUAGAGAUUAAAGGAAGUAGAGCAGAAAGCCAGCUUCUACACUGCCAAGAACUACAGUAAUUGCCUUGCUGAUCCUAUGACAUUUUUACUUCAAAUUUAGUCACGAUUUAAUGCCACCCAAAGAAGUUAGUAAUGCCAACUGCAUUUCUCCAGGGCUGCUACAGAGAAGCCCUGGAAGAAACAGCUAAAAUUCAAACAACUCUUGCAAGAGUGGGAGGUAAUGCUAGAGAAGCUAUUUAAAAGAAAAGUCUUCUAAAAAUCAUGAGAUUGACUGCUUCUUUGUGUACAAUACCUAGCGCCUUGGGUUUUGUAGGUUUCUCCUUUUCACCUGGCCCUUGGUUUGAGGGAAACAUCACAAGCAAGAGUUGCAGAGUUUAGAUAGCUAGAUGUAGAUUUUCCUGAAACUCCAAUACUCCUUUCUAUAAGUAGACCGAUAAUUUAGCUUAGAUUAGAUAGGAAGAUAAAUACUAUAGUUUCUUUGUUGUUUCUUCCCAUUAAAAAUGGAGUCUUUUUCUGAGCUGGAGCUGAAAUUGUUUCUGUUGCUCAGCAUUGCAGAACAAUAUGCGGAGAGGGAAUGUAAGGAAACUGGCCUCAGAAAACAUAUGAAAGGCAGUAUAACAGAAGCUACUGGCCUGUAGGCAUGGCACAUUGUUGUCAGUCCAAGCAUCCUAGGAUGGACAGGAGGACAUAGGUCAGAUUAAAAGACCUCCGGAUGGUCCUGUCCAGAUAAGGUCUUUUCUUGAUAGAUGUGUGUGUGCAUGCAUAUGUGUCUGUAGGGUAUAAUUGCUGGUGUGUAUGCAUUUUUUCACUUUCUUUUUUUGACCUGUUACUGCAUCUGAUAUGUUUCCCUAUCACCUGAGUAGCUGCAGAACAUCAAGAAAGAAACGUUUACAAAUUGUGUAAAAGGUUCUAAAGAAGUGAUUUGCCUGAGGAAAGAAAAUAAGGAAGCUACAGCUGCGUUUGUCCAUGUUGGAGCCAAAAAGAAAGUUUUUUCUUAGAUGUUUUCAGUGUAUUGAAAAUAAGUAGUUAAGUUGAUCCAGUGGUUUGAUACUUCUAAGGAUUUCACCAAAUAAAAACAGAUGUUGUGAGCGUGUCUUCUA
Molecule: messenger RNA, 2828 nt
Organism: Alligator sinensis (Chinese alligator)
Lineage: Eukaryota; Metazoa; Chordata; Crocodylia; Alligatoridae
Product: carbonic anhydrase 13
Exons: 7
Coding region: 1-804 (267 amino acids)
Cellular component (GO): cytoplasm
Molecular function (GO): zinc ion binding; carbonate dehydratase activity
Source: RefSeq, a predicted model, not a curated record